CUGAGUCGACAAGCCCAACAAUGCAUAGAGUGAAAAUGCAUGGAAAACCAGAUGUCUGAAAUCUGGCGGUAGUUUUUGUUUUGAAGAGCGCCAAAAGAGUUCAUAUCGCCCGUCUGUCGGCCUCCAUUUUCACACCACUCACAACUCCAAACAACAACAACAAGAAAUGGCAAAGAAAAAAACGGAGGCUGAAGAAUCUUCCACUACUUCCGCCGCUAAUACCAUGAUUCGCGGCAAAGACGGCAGUGCUUUUACCAAAUGCGAAGAAUGCAAGAAGGAUGUGCCGGUGGCUCUUAUAAGUAUGCACAGCUGUAGCUUUGAAGCUAAAAUCAAGAUGAAUUUAGAGGCUCAAGUUGUGGCAAAGCCUGCUGAGCCUAAGAAGAAAUCUGCUGAAAGGAAGAAAUCAACAUCAACAGAACCCAAGGCGAAGAAAGCUAAGAAAGAGAACAAGGGCGACAAUCCUAACAAGCUCAAACGCCCUCCGACCGCCUUCUUCAUCUUCUUGAACGACUUUAGGAAAGCCUUUAAAGAAGCAAAUCCUGAUUCUAAGGAUGUUAAAAGGGUUGCAAAGGAAGGUGGUGAGAAAUGGAAAACUAUGACUGAUGAAGAGAAGAAGCAUUAUAUGGAUAAAGCUACUGAGCUCAAGGCUGAGUAUCAAAAGGCUUUGGAACAAACUAAUGAUGCUGACAAUGAUGAUGAAGGGGUUGCAGAUAAGGGAGAUGGUGAGCAGGAGGAGCAUGAAGUAUCUGAUGAAGAGUAAGAUGAUAUAUAAAAAAAAAAGAUGAUAUAUUUUGUUAAUCACUGUCUCUAGGAUUGUAAAUUUUAGCUGUUCCUUAAGUUGAUAGGUAAUGUGAAAAGUUUGGAUGUUGCUAA
Messenger RNA from Mercurialis annua (annual mercury), 873 nucleotides. RefSeq names its product high mobility group B protein 7-like. The transcript is spliced from 8 exons. The record is from RefSeq and is a predicted model, not a curated record. Bases 167 to 760 code for a protein of 197 amino acids. NCBI's taxonomy places the organism in Eukaryota, Viridiplantae, Streptophyta, Magnoliopsida, Malpighiales, Euphorbiaceae.